Molecule: messenger RNA, 1697 nt
Organism: Halichondria panicea
Lineage: Eukaryota; Metazoa; Porifera; Demospongiae; Suberitida; Halichondriidae
Exons: 1
Coding region: 1-1437 (478 amino acids)
Molecular function (GO): zinc ion binding; hydrolase activity
Source: RefSeq, a predicted model, not a curated record
AUGAAUUUUCUAAUUGAACUAUAUCAGAAAGCAUUCUGGAGAAGACCGAGAGGAGUGCAAUUAGGGGGGCAAUCAACUGGAGCAUCUAGUGUUCUUGUCAUCAAUAACUUUAAGACUUAUUCAAUCACAACAGCGAGUAACGGUCAAGAUGAGACUUUGGUCACUAAAAGAGAAAAGAAAGUCAUGGCUGCACCGGUACCUCUAGAACUAGGACUUUUGGCAUUGCAAUUCCAGAAAAUAUUCUGGGGGAUGUCAUAUCAUGAUCUAUCAACUAUAGCAUUUAGUGUUGUUGUCAUCAAUGGAGUUAUGACUCAUGCUAACCCAACAGUGAGUGACGGUCGAGGAACCCAUGCUGAGACUUUAUUCAUCAGAGAAGCUAAUGUUUUACUCAUGGGACAGAUACAACAAGGAGACAAUAUUGCAAUCACUAUCAAUCUCUCAAAGAGCCCAUGCUUCAUGUGUAGAGAAGAUUUGGAAGAUUUCCUCGAGUCUUUAAUAAAAAAAGGAGCAACAGUUUCAUUUACACUCCGCAUAGCAAAUCUGUACUUCGGAGAUGGAGGAGGUAGAAAACAAAAUAUCGACGAUUUGGUAUUUUGGCUUUUUCAUUUAAACGAAAAUAUAGUGCAUACGCUUAUUCAGCCCAUUAAGGUUGUCACUGAAAUUCCUCAUUACAGACCUCAAGGAGUUAGUGAUGAUGAGUGGGAAAAAAUACAAGGAAAGAGAAGAGACAAAGAUACGAGCAUAGAUACUAUAGUGACCACAGUUGAUCAACUACGAGCUAUUGCUCCAAGACCAGUGAAUACUAGGAGGCUCUUUACAAAUUUGACGGACGUGAAAGAAACACUGGAAGCUAGAGAAAAGCGAACAUUCUACAAAAGUAGUCAAUCAUCAAUAGCUGCGUAUGUGGCAGUGGCACAAGUGCAAAUAAUUGCUGUAAAUACAGUAGGUAGGAGUAAAGAAAAAAUUUUCGGACCAAUCGAAGCGCAUGGUGAUGGAGGAUGUUGUGAUACAUUAUCACGUAUAGAUCUACAUAAAAAACCGCAAAGUUGGAGUAUAUUGAGUAAGACUAUUGUAUUAGCUGUGACGCACUUGCCAUGCAGAGACUGUUUAGCAAAUAUCACUCGUAUUCCUCAUGAUGUGGUUAAGCCAAGACUCAUAUUACGUGUGGCUAACAUUAUUUAUGAAAAGACUACUGUCGACUGGCUAUUGAAAUGUCACCGAGAAGGACUAAUAGUAGAACUCCAGGCAAUCAAUGUAACAGAGGAACUAGGCCAAGUUAAUUGCGAACAGAAUGCUUCACCAGAGAAGAGACAACAGUGGGAGGAUGCUAAGAGACAAAGACAAGAAUUAGAUUUAGAGGUACGAAAAAAUGUCCAACUAAUUAAUGAUGAAGUAUGGCUGAGCACUGUAAACAGCUUAAAGGAACUGUCAUUGUGACACCAUAUUAAAACGUACAGUCAUACUAUAUAUAGCUGAACAUUUCAGGAUGCUAAGGUACGAAGGAACAUGCAUUAUAUAGAUAUAAGGAGGCGAUAAAGAAUGCCGGUCAGAUUAAUAACGAACUAUCUUAGAGAAUAUUUAAAGAACAGGAGAAGAAGUUGGACCACCUCCAAACCAAACAAUCCUGAUUUAGCAUAUAAUUAUAAUUAUAGCAUGAAUGUAAUAAUUAUGGUGUGUUUUUAGAGUGCUAAAAUAAA